AUGGUCAUAGUCGGUACAAUCAACGGAUGGACAACGAUUUCUCUUCUUUAUUUAAUAUCCGGGACCGGCGGCGUGCCGCUAACGUUAACACACGACGAAGCUUCAUGGAUGGUUUCUUUCACAGUACUUGGUUCAAUGAUCGGUUCACUUCUAGCUGCACAGUUGACCGUCCGCUGCAGUCGUAGAAAUUGUCUCCUUUUAUGCAGCACAAUGUUCACGGUAGGCUGGUGCAUCAUCUUCCUCGCAACUUCCGUGCGAAAACUAUUCCUUGCUCGAGUGAUUCUCGGUAUAGGCGUUGGUAUUGCCCAUACGGUAAAUCCCAAGUACGUGUCAGAAAUCGCCGACAUCAAAAUCAGAUGCAACCUAGGUUUUCUAACCACAGUGAACGCAUCUGCCGGGACACUAGUAACCUAUGUUCUAGGAGUCUGGAUGACGUACGAAUCGCUGCUGCUGCUUCUUGUAAUAAUAUCCUUUAUAUGCUUCUUGUCGGCCACGUGUUUCUCCGCAACUCGGUAUAUUUCGGUGACAACAGAUCAAGAGAUGCAAGCACGGAAGUCGAGACAAUUAUACAGUAUCACCGAAAAUCCUCUCGGUGAGGAAAUAGAACUACGUGCUCUACACGUACAAACCAGACACGAAUUACACUCACAACCCACAAGCGAAAUACAGCCACAAUCCACAAGCGAAGUAUACCCAUCAUCUACAAGCGAAACACAUCCAGAACCUACAAGCGAAAUACAGUCAGAAUCCACAAGCGAAAUACAUCCAGCAUCCACAAUCGAAAUACAGCCACCAUCCACAAGCGAAGUAUACCCAUCAUCCACAAGCGAAACACAUCCAGAACCUACAAGCGAAAUACAGUCAGAAUCCACAAGCGAAUUACACCAACCGUCCACAAGCGAAAUACAGCCACAAUCCACAAGCGAAGUACACACACAAUCCACAAGAGAAUUACAACAGCCAUCCACAAGCGAAAUACACCCAGAACACACAAAAGAAAUACACCCAGGACCCACAAGCGAAUUACACCAACCAUCCACAAGCGAAAUACAGCCACAAUCCACGCGCGAAAUACACACAGAACCCACAAGCGAAAUACACCCAGAACCCACAA
This is a messenger RNA of Bombus pyrosoma, 1114 nucleotides long. RefSeq names its product proteoglycan 4-like. Lineage: Eukaryota; Metazoa; Arthropoda; Insecta; Hymenoptera; Apidae. The annotation marks the transcript as partial. Gene Ontology annotation, biological process: transmembrane transport. The record is from RefSeq and is a predicted model, not a curated record. The transcript has 2 exons. Gene Ontology annotation, molecular function: transmembrane transporter activity. Gene Ontology annotation, cellular component: membrane.